Molecule: messenger RNA, 2952 nt
Organism: Limulus polyphemus (Atlantic horseshoe crab)
Lineage: Eukaryota; Metazoa; Arthropoda; Merostomata; Xiphosura; Limulidae
Gene: fal
Product: deoxynucleoside triphosphate triphosphohydrolase SAMHD1-like
Exons: 12
Coding region: 107-1612 (501 amino acids)
Biological process (GO): dGTP catabolic process
Cellular component (GO): nucleus
Molecular function (GO): dGTPase activity
Source: RefSeq, a predicted model, not a curated record
CACAUGAAAUUAUUCUGUGUUCUUCCGUGUAUUAUUUACAAAAAAAAAAAAAUGUGGACCAGUAGCAUUGACGUAAAGUAUUAGAUUUAACUUAGAAGGACAGUCAAUGGCAAAAAAAGGAUUACACAGAUUUGUGUACAGCCACUCCAGCAAAAAAUUUAAGAAAAACACUGAUUCUGGCCUCAAUGUCAUGGACAAGGUGUUUUGUGACCCUGUUCAUGGCCAGAUUUCUUUUCCUCCACUGUGUGUAGAAAUUAUUGACACCUUUUUGUUUCAACGCCUUCGCCAUAUAAAGCAACUAGGUUUUGUUUCUUACGUAUACCCUGGUGGAGUCAACACACGUUUUGAACAUUCCUUGGGGGUGGGAUUUUUGGCAAGGAAAUUCAUGAAUUGUUUGAAGUUACAGCAGCCAGAGCUUGAAAUCACAGAAAAACAAAUUCUGUGUGUAGAAGUGGCUGGACUUUGUCAUGACUUGGGACAUGGGCCAUUUUCUCACUUCUGGGAAAAAUUUAUCCACAGGGCUGAUCAUAAAGAAAAAGUAGUGUUUAAGCAUGAAGAUUUAUCUCUUCAAAUGGUGGAUUAUCUUUUGAAGGACAAGUUGAAGCAGAGGUUUGAAAAGCUAAAGAAACAAGGGGAAGAAAUUCUCAGUGAAAAUGACAUUGAGUUCAUUAAAAAGUUAAUUCUUGGAAAAAAUGAGGAAGAUAGUGAUCAUCAUUUCCUCUAUCAAAUCAUUAAUAAUGAAGACUCUGGAUUAGAUGUUGAUAAAUGGGAUUACUUUAUGAGAGAUUGCCACUAUGUGGGCUUGAAAUGUAACUUUGAUUACAAUCGUCUCAUUUUUAAUGCAAGAGUAAUAAGAGCAGAAGAUGGUAAACAGCACAUUUGUUUCAGAGACAAGGCUAUUCACAACAUUAGUGAUAUGUUUAAAACAAGGAGUGACCUUCAUACUGCAGUAUAUCAGCACAAGAAGGUACUGAUAGUUGAACGAAUGAUGACUGAUGCCUUAGUAAUGGCCUUUGAUAAACUAUCUGGACCUGAUGGAGAUAAAAUGAACUUGGUGGAAAUAACAAAAGCUGCAGUAAAAGAUGGUGGUUAUGAAGCAUUAGAGAAAUAUGCUAUACUCAUUGAUUCAGUACUGUUUUAUGAGAUUCGCAACAGCAAAAGACCAGAUUUAUUAGAAUCAAAGAAACUUCUUGUAGCUGUGGAAGAAAGGAGUUCAACUAAUAACUUUUAUAAACUUGUUGAUGUUCUUGAUGCAGACAAUACUGAUCAGAAAAAAAAUUAUAAGGAUUAUAUUUGUGAACAACUAUCUAAGAUUCAUGGUCUUAUUCCUAAUAAGGAGUGUCAUCAACUAGUCAAAUUAGAAACAAUGGAUAUUCAUUGGGGUAAAAAAGAGUUGAAUCCUUUGGAUUAUAUUUUUAUCUUCGAAAAACAUCAUCCUAAUCAGGCAGUGCCACUUUCAAAGAUGAAAACUGAUGCUAUCUAUGCUAUUCCAGAAAAAUAUCGUCACAUAAAAUUUUUGGUUUUAACCUCUAAGAUGGAGAAUGAAUUUAUUGAUGCCUUAAGAAACGUAUGUAAGAGAAUGAAGAAAGAAAGUAAAAUUUAUACUGAGUAAAAAAAGCCUUUUUUAAUGCAACAGAGGCCUAAAAAUCUUAAACCAGUAAGUCAUAUAAGGUUGAAAUAGCCACUGAACUUAAUAUAUACAUACUUUCCUGAUGGUUUUUCUUUAUCUUCAUUUUCAAGAUUUCAAGUCUUAUUAUAAAAGGUUUCUAAUCCAAAAAAUUUAGCCUUUCAUCUGAACAAAUUAUUUUACUCAAUCAUAAAGUGUAAAAUUCAUUAUUAGAACUAAAACCCCAUCUGUUGCAAAAUAUAAUUAUGCUACUUCACAAAUAGCCAUGAAAUAUUAACUUUUAGUUGUCUGACCCAUAACAGUAUAAAAGAGUUAUUAAAUUUAGUAGUUUAUUAGCAAAAUUUUAAAUUAAAAUGCCUUAAAAAGUGUGCAUAAUUUUCAAAUGUAGGUGCAUAUGCUCAUUCUGAGAAGGUCUUUUAAACAGAGGUUUUAUGGUUAGAAUUAAAACAGUAUAAUUUAAGUAUGUUAAACAAAAAAAUCAUAUUAUUGAAAGUGCAUGUACUUAAUAACAUGUCAGUUAUGUAUACUAUUUCUGUUGAAUCAAUAUGAUAUUAACCAGAUGUUUAAUCUGGUUUUUGAUCAACUUUGAUAAAACUAGGAUGGUGAAAUCUUUCAAGUAAAAAGAACAGUCCUUUUUACAUGGGAUAUCAAAAUGUAAUGUGAUACAAUAGAUGCCUAUAUAUAUAUAUAUUUUAUAUAGUGUUUGUAUGGUUUGUUUAAGUACAAUAUAAGUUAGUUACACUCAACUGACUUGUUUUUAAGUUAUAUUUGUUUGCAAGCAUAUACAAGUUUAUUCUUAAAUGCUUAAUUUAAAGUAAUCAAGGAUGCUUUUAAAAAUGAAUUGGUUUUAAAUAUCCAGUCUCACUUUGCUGUUUUUGUUUAAGUUAUUUUUGGUGGACUCAGAGUACAUGAGAAUAAAUGUCUGUAAACUACAUUAUAUUAUUUAUGUGUGUUAAUUUUUAUUUAGAUUAAACUAUAUAUAUACAGUUGUUUUACAAUUCCUAUUUUAAGUUGUUAAUUUAACUAUGUUUUUCUUUAAUACUGAUUUUAAAUAUUUUAUUUAUGUAGUCAUCUACCUGUGAGAUUUAUGUGGACAUCACGUUUGUGUUUACAUUAAACCAUGAUACUUGUAGGAAGACAUACAAUUAAUAUGAAUCAGGUUUUCUAGUUUAUCUUCCUGCCUUAAUCAUAUUUUAAGCAUUAGUAUAUUUAAAAAAGAUUAGAUUUUUAUAACAUUUAGUGACAGAAAAAUAAUGCCCCCCAGUAGCACAGCGGUAUGUCUGCGGACUUACAGCGCUGGAAUCCGGGUUUCGAUACCCGUGGUG